This is a messenger RNA of Penicillium diatomitis, 2796 nucleotides long. Its product is annotated as putative LON domain serine protease. The record is from RefSeq and is a predicted model, not a curated record. The coding region runs from base 1 to 2796 and encodes 931 amino acids. The transcript is spliced from 3 exons. NCBI's taxonomy places the organism in Eukaryota, Fungi, Ascomycota, Eurotiomycetes, Eurotiales, Aspergillaceae. Gene Ontology annotation, biological process: protein catabolic process; protein targeting to peroxisome; protein quality control for misfolded or incompletely synthesized proteins. Gene Ontology annotation, cellular component: peroxisomal matrix. Gene Ontology annotation, molecular function: ATP hydrolysis activity; ATP binding; serine-type endopeptidase activity.
AUGGGAUCCAACACCGGUCGGACUGUCAAACUUCCUUUGGUGCCCCUGGCGAAGGGCUUUGUGCUAUUGCCAGGUGUCACUUUGCGCAUUCCAGUCUCCAACCGCCCAGACCUGACUAACUUACUGUCAUCUCUGGUCGACCGACCUGCGAAGCGCGAUGGCAACACCAUCACCUUCGGCUGUGUACCUCUUGCCUCGCCUUUCUUAAGCCGUGAUGGACAACAGCUGCUGGAGGGCGAUCAGUCGGAAACCGGAGGAAAGGACGACUACGACUCAAUCGACGCUGGUCAAGCGCGUAAGGACGAUCUGUUCCGCCAUGGUGUGGUUGGAAAGGUCAUCGGCGUUCAGCGUCGGGCGUACGCGGAGCCCUUCUUGCUGGUACAGGGCUCUCAGCGUUUCACUAUCAAGAAGGUUCUGAAAGAUCGUCCGUUUUUCGAGGCGGAAGUGCUGCUGCACGAUGAGACUUCAUCAACCCUUCAUGGCGACCCCGAGGCUGCCGACUUGUUUCAACAAUUGCGACAGCUCUCUCGCGAACUUCUGACUCUUCUCCGCCUUUCCUCCCUUCUCUCGGCUGCUUCCAAUCGAGUUUCACCACUUGUCGCGCGAAAGUUUGAAUUAUACAUCUCUAACUCAGAAUUGGGUCACGCGGGAAGGCUUGCUGACUUUAUGGCCGACGUCUCCGAUGCAAGUUACGAGGAGAAACUGCGGAUCCUGGCAUCAUUCGAUGUUAAGCUGCGCUUGGAGCGCGUGGUAGAGAUCCUCACCCGCCAAGCUCAACAUAUCAAGAGCAGUGUCAAGGUGACAUCUAUCACCACCACCUUCCCCUCCAGCUCGAGUGUUGAUAUUAGUCAGAUCGAUCCUCGAGACCGGGAGAUUCUAGCGCGUCGGGCCAUGCAAGGUCUAUCAGGCCUCACGCCGCCUGCGCCCGCUGGUCGUCGAAACAACGAUAACGAAGAGAAAGAACCAAAUGAAAUUGAUGAGCUGGCGCAGAAGUUGCAGGACGCGCAACUCAGUCCUGAGGCACAGAAAGUUGCAGACAAGGAGUUGAAACGAUUACGCAAGAUGAACCCGGCCAAUGCCGAAUAUGGGGUUUGCCGUACAUACCUGGAGAACCUGGCUGAGAUUCCCUGGGCCAAGGUUACGGAAGACCAGUUGGGCCCGGAGACUUUGGCACGAGCCCGCAAGCAACUUGACGAAGACCACUAUGGUCUGGAUCGGAUCAAGAAGCGUUUGUUGGAGUAUCUCGCGGUACUGCGGUUGAAGCAGAACACCAACGCCGAUGUGGAACGGCAGAUCACGACUCUUACUAGAGAGCUUGACACGACGUCCACUGAUGAUCUGGAGCCCGACUUGCCUCUGGCCGCAGGGAGCGAUCGGGUUGCGCUGGAAGCUCGCCUUGAGCUUUUGAAAGCAAAGCGCACUACUGACAAGUCUCCCAUCUUGCUUCUUGUCGGUCCUCCAGGUACUGGAAAGACGAGUUUGGCUCGAUCGGUCGCUGCUUCUCUUGGCCGCAAAUUCCACCGAAUUUCUCUCGGUGGUGUCCGUGAUGAGGCAGAGAUUCGAGGUCACCGGCGCACUUAUGUCGCCGCCAUGCCUGGUCUUAUUGUGAAUGGGCUCAAGAAAGUCGGUGUUGCGAACCCUGUCUUUCUACUUGACGAGAUCGACAAGAUCGGUGGUGCCAAUUUCCAAGGCGACCCCUCGGCGGCGAUGUUGGAGGUCCUGGACCCUGAACAGAACCACACCUUUACUGACCAUUAUAUCAAUAUCCCCAUUGACCUAAGCAAGGUGCUUUUCCUGGCGACGGCCAACUCACUUGAUACAAUCCCUGCUCCUCUACUUGACCGCAUGGAGACAAUCUCACUCUCAGGAUACACGACAGUGGAGAAGCGGCACAUCGCCAAGCGUCACCUUAUUCCUAAACAGAUUCGCACCAACGGCCUCGCAGAGAACCAGAUCAGUUUGUCGGACGAAGUCAUCGACAAGACCAUCACUGCCUAUACUCGCGAGUCCGGUGUGCGUAAUCUGGAGCGUGAGCUUGGAUCCAUCUGCCGUUACAAAGCCGUCCAGUUAGCUGACGCUGGAGACACGGAUCGAUUGGGAGAGUAUAACCCCAACGUGACUGUCGAAGACUUGGAGGAGAUUCUGGGCAUCGAGCGUUUUGAGGAGGAAAUUGCCGAAAAACACGGACGGCCUGGUGUGGUUACAGGUCUGGUGGCCUACUCAAGUGGUGGUCAGGGAAGCAUUCUUUUCAUUGAGGUGGCCGACAUGCCUGGCAAUGGGCGUGUCCAGCUCACUGGCAAACUCGGUGAUGUCCUCAAGGAAUCCGUUGAGGUAGCUCUUACAUGGGUCAAAGCCCAUUCAUUUGAACUAGGCCUGACUCACGACCCCAACGAAGACAUCAUGAAGAGUCGCAGUCUUCAUGUUCACUGCCCGUCUGGAGCGAUCCCCAAGGACGGACCCUCUGCCGGUCUCGCUCAUACUGUAGCUCUUAUUUCCCUCUUUACCAACAAGGCAGUCCCGCCACAAAUUGCCAUGACUGGCGAGGUCUCCCUCCGCGGUCGGGUUAUGCCUGUUGGAGGCAUCAAGGAAAAGCUCAUCGGUGCUUUGCGUGCUGGCGUCAAGACCGUGCUUCUGCCCUAUCCGAAUCGGAAGGAUGUCAAGGACGUUCCUCAGGAAGUGAAGGAUGGAUUGGAAAUAAUAUACGUCCAGCACAUAUGGGAAGCUCUGCGUCACAUUUGGCCCGAUGCCCACUGGCCCGGCCAGCACCAGCCGACCUUUGUGGAGAGCCGACUCUAG